GGGAGUGUAUGCGGAGCACACAUUGUGCUCUCCCUUCCCCCCUGCGUGCGCGUGCGUGUGCAAGUCUGGCAGCGUAACAUCUGUGCGUACGCGGUCGUGAUUGUUGUGAAGAUGGCGGAGGGAGAGACAGAGAAGGAAUAUGAUACACGGAAAGCUAUCGAGGAGCUCCGAGAGCGGUUCCAGGGUUUGACCACGGCUUUGAGAGAGAGUUCUCAGUCUUCGUUGGAAGCCUCCUUGCAUUUCUGCCAGGAAUUCUGCCAGGUGCUUGUGGAACAUGCUGGCCGUUGGAAAACUGAUGAGGAUCCUCUGCCUUUGCUGGAGGUUUACACUGUGGCCAUUCUCAGUUUCGCUAAAGCUGCCUCCUGUCUCUCCUCCGAAUGUGAAAAUGUGCCACUCUUACUUGAAAAGUUAGCAUUGAGCUGUGCAGAGCUGCUGCUCUCGCUGCCCCAGCAUGUCCCUGGUGCCUUAUGGGAGGAGUUUCAGUCCUCCAUGAAGUUGGCACACGGCCUUUUGCAAGAAACUGGGAGCACACAGCUCCGACUGCUCUUAGUUCUGGCACAGCAGGACGGCGUUUGGGCCAACACGACAUUAAGCGGCAUCCUCUCCAGUCAAAUUUCUCAAACUGAGCAAGUUCAUGAGUAUCUUGAAUCAGAAGGUGCUACACUUCUCAACAUGCGAAUAAAGCACCUAAUCAAAGUGGACAGUGUUGAUAAAGCAGCUGUUCUGGCGAAGACGUGCUCGGAAUAUCCAGGAUUUGAAGGAAAAGGAAACUUUAAACAGACUUACCUGCUUUGCAUCUGCUUGACAAAAAGUCAGGAGCAGCUAAUGGAAGAGAUUACAUCAAUAGAUUGUAAAGAUGCUCUUGAAAUGAUCUGCAAUUUGGAGUCAGAGGGAGACGAGAAAGGAGCUCUCUGCAUGUGUACCACCUUUCUUAAACGACAGCUUCUCCAAGGAGACGUUUAUUGUGCCUGGGAACUUACCUUGUUUUGGAGUAAACUGCUCAUGCGGUUGGAGUCGUCGGCGGAAUCAUUUCUCAGCCACAGCAAACAAAUGACUCUCCUCUGCAGAAGUGUUUGUCACAUUCUGUUCCUCAUCAAAGUCAUCCAAAAUGAGGUUGCCUCUGGAUCAAUCGCACUGAAAAUGACCUCCAGUGAUCAUAAAGACAGCAAGUCCACCAUCUGCAAAACUAUUUCCUGCCUAUUACCAACCGAUCUAGAGGUUAAGCGAGCUUGCCAGCUGACUGAGUUUCUCCUGCAGCCUACUGUUGACUCGUAUUAUGCGGUGGAGUCACUUUACAACGAGCCCGACCAAAAGCCUGAGGAGGACGGUAGUCUGCCUGUACCCAAUUCUUUACGCUGUGAGUUACUGCUGGCCUUGAAGACACAGUGGCCUUUCGAUCCAGAGUUCUGGGACUGGAAAACGCUGAAACGCAACUGUUUAGCUUUGAUGGGCGAGGAGGCAGCUAUUGUCUCAUCUAUUGAUACUCUCAAUGACACGGAUGAACAGGAACCCCUACCGAUGCAGAUAUACCACCAGAGGCACCACAUGCGCACCAUGACGUCACUGAGCAAAAAGAUGUGCCGCCAUUGUAUCCUGCUGCUGGUCCCAUCAGUCAGGCGCAAGAGAAAGCAGCUGAGCUGGCUGAUCCACCCCUCACUGGACCUCAUCAGGAAGAUCAUCUGA
Molecule: messenger RNA, 1683 nt
Organism: Menidia menidia (Atlantic silverside)
Lineage: Eukaryota; Metazoa; Chordata; Actinopteri; Atheriniformes; Atherinopsidae
Source: the annotation of a GenBank genome assembly